This is a messenger RNA of Dioszegia hungarica, 723 nucleotides long. RefSeq names its product DNA-binding protein. Bases 1 to 723 code for a protein of 240 amino acids. The transcript has 7 exons. Lineage: Eukaryota; Fungi; Basidiomycota; Tremellomycetes; Tremellales; Bulleribasidiaceae. The record is from RefSeq and is a predicted model, not a curated record. Gene Ontology annotation, cellular component: zeta DNA polymerase complex.
AUGGCGGGACAGGUUGGACUGAGCUAUAAGGAGACCGUCGAGGCAUUAGCUUCGUUUCUCGAAAUCACGCUUCAUACAAUCCUCUACCUCCGCGCCAUCUAUCCACCAUCCACCUUCGCCCGUCGCCGCGCACACGGCGUGCCGGUCUAUCAGUCCCGGCACCCACAGGUCCGAGAGUAUAUCGCUGAGGUGGUCGGUCUGCUCCGGCGCGAGCUGGACCAGGGGAACUUACGGCGAGUGAGCGUGGUGGUGAAGAGUGCGGAGACCGGGGUUGCGCUGGAGCGGUUCUUGAUUGAUGUGGGGUACGGGGAGGUCGGGGUUGGAGCGGGAGGCUCAAAGGAUGUAGGGAUGUUGAAUAGUCCCACGGCGGAUGAGCUCAGCUUGAUGCUGCGCGGCUUCCUUAUCCGGCUCACGGCGCUAGAUGGAGAAACAACAUUCGCAGUGAUCGUCGAGACCAAAGAUGGGCUAGAACCAGCCUCCAACUCAUCUACAGAUGGUAACCCCAUACCCUGGAUCCCGGCGCUCAACUCGGACACCCUUCAUCCCGCCUCACAAGGUCUCGGAGCAGGUCAGGCAGGCGGAGAAGAGGGCUGCGUGGCGAAGCACGAGCCCCUACUCCACGUCAAGGCUGUCGAGACAGGGGUGAUCGAUCUUCGCUUGAUGGUACAGGAGUGCUUGGCCAAAACUGGAGUCCGAAACCUGCAGGCCUUCAAGCAGACAUAG